AUGUCCCAGGCUGUUAAAAGAGCCUGCGAUGCCUGUCAUCGUCGCAAAGUCAAAUGUGACGGCAUCAACCCCUGCCGCAACUGCUCCUCCGCCCAGCUCUCCUGCACCUACAAUGCCAUCCCUCAGAAAAAGGGCCCCAAGGGCUCCCGCGCCAAAGUCAUUUCCGAAUUACGCGAGACCCAGCGCCUCACCUCUCUUUCCGCCAAGGUCCAGAAUCGCAUGAAUGGCAUCGCCUGCCCUCAGGCCAACUCUCUCACCCCGACCCCGGGCAUCGUCACCUCAGAUCUCGUCAAGGACUGCGCCACCUUCUUCUUCGACCACAUGUAUCCCCAGGCUCCCAUCCUUGAUCGCCGGCAAGUCGAACACCAGCUUCUUUACAUGGAGCAAAAUCGUGACGCCUACUGCCUCAUGACCGCCAUGUGCGCUUUUGUCAUGCUCCAGCCCGGCAUGUCCAUGCCUCCCGGCGACCCCUAUAACCUCGACAUGGUUCCCGGCGCCAACAUCAUCUCCUCCCAGCUCCUCCUCGAAGAAGCCCACAAGGUCCGCAAGGGCUACGAAUACCUCGACUCCAUCACCUUCAACGCCCUCGCCACAAACUUUUUCCUCUUUGCCUCUUACUAUGGACAGGAAAUGCACGACAAGGCCUGGUACUACCUUCGCGAGGCCACCACCAUGAUUGCCAUGAUUGGCAUGGACACUGAGGACCACUACCUACAGUUUGACGCCGUCGAAUCCGCCCGUCGCCGCCGUCUCUACUGGCUCUUUUACUCUGUCGAGCGCGCCUACGCCCUUGGCCGCGCCCGUCCCAUCACUCUCAAGCCUACCAUCAAUCUGCCCACACUCGCCGACGACCCUUCGGACCCUCUGGCUCACCAGCUCCACAGCUUCAUCGUGCUCGUCAACCUCUACCGUCCCUUUGACGACGCCUUCAUCACCCUCUGGAACAAGACCCGUACUCACCUUUCCGCUCAGUACAUCGGUGGCCUGCAGAAGCAGCAAAAUGACCUCUCCCAAAAUUACGCCUGCCAGGAUCCCAACUUUGCCGACUUCCGCACCAACCAGCAGUGGCUCAAGAAUACUGUCUGGCAGCUUACCAACGGCGCUAAUGCCAACGCGAAAGACAACUCAUUUUACAAUGGCGACAUGGCCCGCGAUCUGCUACUCAACCUGGCCGCCUCAUUCCCCAACCAGGGCCUGGACAUUGUCAACACUGGUCUCAUUGAGAAGCUCGUCGAAGCCUCCUGUUCUCUCACCGAGUUCCUCUCCAUCCAACCCGCCUCCCGCGAUCCCUUUGCUAUUGGACCCCGCGAGUAUCUCAAUCAAAUCCUUACCUCAGUCGCUCUCGCCCGCGCCGGCGAGCGCCGCUUCCUGCCCCUGCUCAUGAGCAAGCUGUCCGACAUUCUACCCCGUACCAUCAACCCCAUGCUGCAGAAUGCCCCCGAAAACGUCAACAUGGCCUCGGUUGACAUUUUUGACGGCUUCGGCAACGCCGGAAUGGCCCAGCCUCCGAUGCCUAUGAUGGACAGCGACUACGUCGACAGCAAAUAUGCCAUCGACAUAAACCACCACACCCCCGACUCCAACUCGCACGCCAACCACACCCCGCCCGGUUCUGGCUCCGACAUGGCCAACUCGUUUGUCGCCUCGCCCGACAUCAUGUCACCCACCGGCAUGGACUACUCCAACAGCAACAAUAAUCUCUCCAUCAACACCUUUGGCGUAAAUCCCAUGCAAGAGAUGGUCAGCCCGGUCGGGCCCUCACCCCAGCACAUGCAUAUGCGUCAGGGCAUGCCCAUGACCAACAUGAUGCUCCAGCGCCAGAGCAGUUUCAUGCAAAGCAACGACUAUCAUUCCAUGCCUGGCGAGAUUGAUUUUAGUUCUCUGCGGUAA
Molecule: messenger RNA, 1890 nt
Organism: Beauveria bassiana ARSEF 2860
Lineage: Eukaryota; Fungi; Ascomycota; Sordariomycetes; Hypocreales; Cordycipitaceae
Product: C6 zinc finger protein
Exons: 1
Coding region: 1-1890 (629 amino acids)
Biological process (GO): DNA-templated transcription; regulation of DNA-templated transcription
Molecular function (GO): DNA-binding transcription factor activity, RNA polymerase II-specific; zinc ion binding; DNA binding
Source: RefSeq, a predicted model, not a curated record